Aspergillus wentii DTO 134E9 is the source of this 568-nucleotide messenger RNA. RefSeq lists its product as uncharacterized. The transcript has a single exon. Lineage: Eukaryota; Fungi; Ascomycota; Eurotiomycetes; Eurotiales; Aspergillaceae. The coding region runs from base 171 to 458 and encodes 95 amino acids. The record is from RefSeq and is a predicted model, not a curated record.
CUUUCUUUCUUGUUCUCUUAAUACUCUUGGAACGGAUAUUCCCAAAUGCAACCUCUCAUGUAUCUACCAGCAAAUGGAGACCCAUGCCCUCAUUGUAAAUCAGCAACUAGCUUUCCAUGGUGCCUUGUGCUACAUGCUGACCAUUUGCUGAUUGCUCUUUUGUUGCCUGGAUGAUGUUAUUUCCCUCGUUUUUCCUGCUUCGGCGGGGCUCUGGAGAAUGCAACGCCCGCACUAAGCCUGUUCCGGUAUGUUUCUGCCUGUUUUAUGAGGCUGCCACGGUAGACGCCCGAGGCAGGAAAAAAAACGUCCGGUUGGUUCCACUGCGAGAGGCUUUUUUUUUUUUUUUUUUUUUCUAUCGCGGGACCUUAAGAUCCCUUGGCUCCAAUUCUCUUCUGUUUCAAAUGCCUUGUUUGAUCUGUUCGGCGGACCCUAUUUACGCUCUUGGUUGUCCGCCAUGAGGUAGUUGCUCUCUUACGUCCCUCGCUCUGACACAUUUCGCCUUCGAUUUGCUUCCCUAUUUUUGGCCUUUUGUCUCACCGGUCUUGAUCGCCCCCCCAGAUUUCCUCCC